Messenger RNA from Drosophila yakuba, 7248 nucleotides. RefSeq lists its product as uncharacterized. The record is from RefSeq and is a predicted model, not a curated record. Gene Ontology annotation, molecular function: lipase activity. Gene Ontology annotation, biological process: lipid metabolic process. The coding region runs from base 5168 to 6832 and encodes 554 amino acids. NCBI's taxonomy places the organism in Eukaryota, Metazoa, Arthropoda, Insecta, Diptera, Drosophilidae. The transcript has 3 exons.
UGUAGACAAAAGCUGAGAAAUUAAUCAAAAUCAGUUUAAAAAAUUAAACAAAAUUAUAGUUAUUUAUCUAAGGAGUAGAGAGCUUGUUACGACUUUUAAGGACUUCCAAAUAUUAUUUGUAUAAAAGGAUUUUUUGAAUUGCAGGCCAAAAAAGAGGCAACGACCACUCCCUGAUUUUUCGUGGGAGUUUCUGGGUGGGCUUAAGAAAGGCAUUACGGGGGAUGCAGAGGCGUAGCAUCCGUUCUUCUUUUUUCUUUCCGCCCGGAAAAUUGUUGCCAACCCGAAAAGCCGUAAAAGUUGGGAGAAAUGCCCAAAAAGUUGCACCAAAAAGAAAAAAAAAAACAGCAGAGCAGCGCAGCCGAGCAGCAUCUUCAUCAACAACCCCUAAAUAUAAUCCCACUGCAUUAUCUGGGCAAAAGGGGCCUGCAUAAGGAUACCAAAGCAAACAACUAAAUCCACAAGGAUGACAAAGAACCAUGAUGAAUUGCGAGAUUGAGGGCAGGCCAUAGCAGAGCAGAGCAGAGUAGAGCAGAGCAGGGACAGCUGAAAAAUGCCAUUUAAAUGCAGUUUCAGUUCAGAAAAGGUCCUGGGGGGCACCUGGGAAUCUCUCGCUAGGGGUGGCUCUCGCUCUCUCUUUCUUUCUCUCGAGAAUCUCACGUUUCUGCAGUUCGCUGGCAAUGAUGAUGAUGGCCUAGCUAUAUGUGAUUUAAUCCGCAAGUUAGGGGGUGAGAUGCGAAACUUGCCGGCGUGCUAUGCACAUGCUGUUGCUAUUUCAUCAUUGCCGUUCUGCUGUUUUGGGCUUAUGCCCCUGUCAGCGAGGAUCAAAGCAGUUUUUGGGCGUUUCUCGGCAGCUGUGUGGCUGUAUGCGUGCGUAUGCGUGUGUAUCUGUGUCCUGUGCCCUGUGUCCUUUGCCUAAAUACUUCGAAAUUGGCCAAGCGUUUGUUGUGCAAAUUCAAUUGACAACGCUUAGCUGUGCUUGAGGUAGCCAAACUGUUUCAACAUGCGAAAAGGGUUCAUCUGGCCAUCAUCCUGUUCUGUGCAUCCUUGCCGUGCCAUGAUUAAGGAUUAAGGGUUGCUGCAUUUAAUAUGCACCGACGGAUGUGAAGUGCUUUCGUUUGAAGCGAAAAUGUCACAGUUGACAUGCAAGCCAUAUGAGUUGGAAUACUUAAUUCGCAGAGGAUUACUCAUCUACAUUUCGCAGCAUUUCAUAGGGAUUAUCUACAUGAUGCAUAAUAUCUUCAUAAUAAACAUGUUUAUUUGUACACAAAUGAUCAGUAUUUUCAUAUAAAGUGCCCUUUAUUAAGAACGACGUCAUUUCACCAAAAUAAACUUGUCAAUGAGUUGAUUUAUUUUUAGUCUUAAAUCUUUUCUAUGUUGCCUCACAACCUAUAUAUGUAGAGAACCCCCCAUUAGCCCCUUUAAAUAAUUAAUUGCCACAACAAAAUAAUAAAAAAAAAACCAGGAACAAGUCUCGUACACGAAAAAAACAAUAAACGGAAGCUGGUGAUAAAAAGUGCGGAAAUUACGUUGACCUAAAAAUAAAAUUGCCAACCAAGUUUGCCGGCAUUGCCACCUAGACUCACACACACACACAUUUUUAAAAAAAGGGUACAAGAGAAAAAGAGAGAAAAAAGGAUACAGAGAGAGAAAGAGAGAAUGAGGGCAGGAUACGCACUUGCACUCGUGCACCUCAAAAAUGAUGAAAAGGUAAACGCUGAACUCACACAAACGCACACGACAUCAAAAGACCCGGCGUAAGUGGCAGUGGAUUCGUCAGGGAUAAGAAGGAUAUAUGUAUGUGGACAAGGGUCCUUUCGAGGCUGGCUGUGCACGUAAAUGCGUGGAAGAGCUAAAGAGCUGAAGAGCCGAAGAGUUAAGGUAAGUGCUUCCCAGUAACCACCAACGACGUGUCCUCCACCCACAGCCAUAUGCAAAUUGUCGGUGCUUUUGUGAGCUUAUUAAGUGCUUGAAAGUGCAUUACAAAAAAAAAAAUCAUACACCCACACGCAGUGGAGAGGAGGGGCUGCACGGGGGAAUGGGGGUAUGGGGGAUCAAGGACCUGCAGCCGGAAAAAUGCUUUCAAGUCAAGCCACUCGGAAAUGAGAACCCGGCGACGGCUGCUCCCUUUUCUCGCUCUCUUACGCCGAAUGACAGCAUCGAAAUGAGCGACUACAUAGAGAGAAAAUUCCAGUCAAAUGUUGUAACUUCAACGAAAAAGAACCAAACUAUUAGUAAAGUAUUCCUAAAAGAACAGUCAAUUUACACCAUUUAGUAUAUGUUAAAAUUAUGCAAAUUAGGUUGUGCCCUGAAUCAAACAUAUCAAACACAAUAGCUCCGCCCAACACACACGAGUGUGGCUUUCAAAACUUACAACUUGGGUGCAAUUUGCUAAUUAAAAGGUGUGACAAAAGUGGGGCCAGCGCCCACAAAAAGUCUCAAAUUACCGAAAGCAUCCUUCAACAAGUAAGUGACAAGGACAGUUGGCCAGGAGUCAUAGACCACAACCCAGAUGCUUGCUCAUUUGCAUACAAUAUCCUCUCAGGUGAAACGGCGAGUCCUUCGUGGUGGAGCAAGAGAUGCGGGAGGGGGGAGAGGGGUAAAGCGCCAUUGAAGACGCCACUUGAGGAUGUCAGACAAGCCAGACAUCGCUGGCAAGUGGCCACUUAGGCGACUGAAGGACUCUGCAGAGCCGGAAAUUCCUCUUGGCUCCCUGAUUCUCUCAGGGAAAUUAACAAACAGGAUGCUUGUACUAACAACUUGCAAAUAGAAGUAUUUACCGAAAGUCCGCAGAGCUGUAUAGUACUUGUCCUAAUUACAACUACAGCAAUAAUUAGCAUUUCGGAGAAGAGCACUAGCUUAGAUUAAAAGAAAAACAUAUUUAGUCCUUUCAAGAAUUUAUAAACAAAUAAUAGGAUAUCUAAGUAACCAACAGAAAAUCAGCGUUAAAAAUAAGGAAUAAAGGACACCCAAAAAGCUUAUAGAAAAGCUCCAAGCCUUGCGAGCUUAUUUGAAGAGCUUUUUUCUGAUAGGGAAGCUUACUUCCAGCAAGGAUAACAAAAAUCCAGUACACCUAACCAAUCAAAGUUCAGAUGCUUUUGAAGAAGCUUUUAGUAGAGCUUUGGUAUCCGUUGUUGGAUAAAAGGACACAAAAUGUAAGCUUUAACAGAUGCUGGGCAGAGUUGCUACAUUAAUUUAACAUUUGCAACAUUAUUUUUGUUUUAUAUAAAACUAAAUAAUAUUGGGGGAAUUAUAAAUUGAAAUAUUGUUUACAUAUAUCUCCAAUUUCUAGCUCAGCUUUUUCGUCUCUGCCUUGUUUAAUUUUAAUGCAAAAUAUUCUAAUUAAAAUUUUAAGCAACGGUUAUCAUUUGAAUUUCUGCUCCAAAACUAACAAUGAUGAAUUUAUUUAUAGAAACUCAAAUAGCCACUAUAGUUCACUUUUUAAUAAACAAUUUGAAGAGGCACUUCCGUUGCUAGUCAUCAAAUUUGAUGUCAAAAGCCUCACUCAGCCCUAACUGAUGUAACAAAUUCGUUUAUGCCGCUCAUUGUUUGCCCACAACAGCAACAAAGCCACAAAGGGCGUGUGCAUGGGGAAUAUCUCGCUGAGUCAGCAUCUUUGAGCCGACGCAUCCUGCUUAUGCUCGCAGGAUGCACUGCGACAAGUGCCACUUGAGAAAAUGCUUUUUUUUUAGCGAUGGGGUACGCCCAACCGCCGGCAUGAAGGGUGCACGGCACACUCGACUGGUAAAUGCUGACACCAAAGAGCGGCUCAAGUAUUUUGCGGGCAAAUAGUCCAGAGGACGGGACACUACACCCAUGGACACCCAUCCGGCUCCAUCCACACCCAUGGACACCCAUCCACAUCCUUAAACAGUCUGAAUAUGCUCGUAAUAAAAGUCACUCGAGUGACAUUUUUGAGCUUGCGGCCAUAAAGCAAAAGGCAAACAAAGCUCAGACUGCCGGCGUUCCUUUUCCAGUUCGCUGUUUUUAAUCGAUUAUUGUCGCGUUAUUGUUUUUUAUCCCCCCGCCCAUCUCGGCGAUGGAAAACAAAUCCUGUCUGAGUGUCGCAUUGCAACAACAAUGGGCAUGCUGCGCAAAAAAAAAUGCAAAUGCAAAAGUCCCAGCACAAAAGAUUGUACAUUGAACUUGUGCCGUAUCAUCAUCAUCUCUUUUGGGGGCGGAAGUGAUUUCACAGGACGAAUUGAAAUGUCCUCGCAUGCUCCGUGACAUCAUAUUCAAUAUACUCGCACAUAAUCCCGAUAAGAACGGGGUCUGAGAUAUGGUUACCUUCGUUUAUCUUUCCCUGCUCCUGGGGGUUUGUUUUUUUUAUACCCAACAACACGCUGUUCUCGUUGUUUUCGUCACGUUUUGCGAUCGGCGAUAAACCCAAUGGAAAACAGCUAUGUCCUGCAGCAGGUCCUUCGUCGACGCUCCUUACUUUGCAGGCAAGAAAUGCACGCGCCGGAUGUCGUUAAAAUGGCGACCGCCACUUCCGGUGGGCGGAAUUCGCGGAAAUAUGUGAACUUACCUGGAAAGUAAACAAGCAGAAAUGUGCAAAUUUUCGAUUAGUAUGUUUAUGCCGCAGGCUUAGGAAAAUAUUUUUUUUGUGGGGAAACGCAAUCACGAGAUUGAGAUACAUAGUGUCUUAAAUAAGAAUGAAUCAGAGAAUGUUUAAGCCAACGUACAAUGUAUUUAGUUCCAUAAAAUCAAAAACAUUAAGAGCACGUGUUAAAACGAUUUAUUUUAUCAUCAGUCAAUGGCGAAAUGGACUUUUAAAGACUUUGGUUAUUUACUGCCGUAAUGAACGAGUAUUUGUGUUAUUUAACAAUACUUUCUGAAAUACUUUAGGCCAGUUUAUUGACCUAUCCCAAAAAAGAUUGAACUCCCAUCGCCGUGUGCUAAAUGGUAAAAUAACUUGGUCAGUGGCACAGAUGCCUCUCUUGCACCUUCUGCCCCUUUUUUCAUGUCCAUUUGCUACCAGAACUUUUGUUGACCCAACAGAUUAGCAGCUAAUGGGAAGGCACUCUUCCAGUAAUUCCCGUCAACUCAGGCAUUAACAAUUACCUCUCGUUAAGAGAAAUUGAAGAAAUUGAAGAUGAGAGUGGGAAAAAGUGUGAAGUUCUGCAUAUUAAUAAGCCGAAAAAUGAAACUGGUCAAAAUAUGCUGCUAAAUGUCUGACUUUCGUUCAGUUCGAUUCAGUUCUGCAUGCCAGUUGGUGGAGCAAAGAUCAGAUUUGGAAAAUAUGGCAAAUGCUGGACAUUUGGCAGUCGUUUUGCAGGCAGUUUGUUUGUGGCUCGCUGCAGCAAAGCUGAAAGCGUCUGAUUACAGGCCAGGUUCUGAGGACUAUAAUGUCGCUGCAGACAACAAUCAAUUGCAGCCGGAGGAGAAGCUGAUGACUAUGGCGAUGAGUAUGGCGAUGGAUAUGGCGAAGACGAAUCGAAGACCCGCAGUGCAAGUAAAAGUGGCAAAUGAAGUGGAAAGUGCCCUCAGAAUGGGAACAAUGAUGAUGCGGAUGAGAAAUCGGGGCGGUGAGCGGUGGCAGACGAACUACUUUGACACACAAAUGCCACUGCUGUCGUCUGGCCUAAUGAGUCCCGGCCUGCUGCCAAUAUUGAAUGAACAGUCGGUGCAUCAUGGGCAGUCUGGACAGCAGGAGCCGUCAAAGAGGCAUUACUUGGCCCACGGGCCCAGUUCGGUUGAACAGCAAUUACUCCGCCUGCAGCCGGACUACAAAUUGCUGUACAGCGCCGAGCACCACACCUAUUUCCAUCUACACACCCAGAUCCCGCAGGACAAUGCCAGUCGCCAGACAGGAGCAUCGAAACAUAGGACAUCGGAGAAGGCAUCGCCAAAUCGCAGGCUAUUCCAGCAGGUUGUGGGCAACACGCUGACCGCCGCCUUUGGCCUGAAUGUGAUGAACAAGGGCCAGGACCAGGAGCAGAGCCAGCAGUUCACCAGCGAACCGGUGCAGCUCUACGAUGCCGCCUCGUUGCGUCGGUCUCGCUUCAGUCCCUUCAAUCCCACCAGAAUCCUCAUUCACGGCUGGCUGGGCAAUGAGAAUGCCAACAUGUACAACGAACUGUUGCCAGCUUAUUUUGGGCUCAGAAAUGGCAACUACAACAUCUUCACCGUGGACUGGGGACGUGGUGCCAUAGCGGACUAUAUAACGGCCAGUUAUAGGGUCAAGCCGGUGGGUCAGAUUGUGGCCAAGUUCGUGGACUUUCUGCAUCAGGAGGCGGGUAUGCGUUUCGAGGAUCUCCAGCUCAUCGGAUUCAGCAUGGGUGCACAUGUGGCUGGACUAGCUGGAAAGCAUGUGCAGACCGGUCGCCUACGGAUGAUCCGAGCUUUGGAUCCGGCACUGCCCUUCUUCCGGUAUGCCAAGCCAAAGGAGCGACUGACCCCGGAGGAUGCCGACUAUGUGGAGGUGCUGCACACCAGUGUGGGCAGCUAUGGAUUUGAUCGACCUGUGGGUCAUGUGGAUUUCUAUGCCAACUGGGGCAGCCAGCAGCCAGGUUGCUUUUGGCAUGAAUGCAGCCAUUGGAGGGCAUUUAUGCUGUUUGCCGAGAGUCUCGCUGGGGAUCAGGAGACGGGCUUCUUAUCCCAGGGCUGUCCAGCUGCUGAAUGGCAGCAGUUGACCCGAUUCCAACGCUGCCCAAAGGACACCGGAGUCCUGCAGACCAUGGGCGGGGAUUUGGCCAAUGUGACGGCGGAGUUCUUGGCCCAAAGACAGGGUGUCUAUUAUUUUCAAACAAACGACCAGCCACCCUAUGUUUUAGCACAAAAUGCCAGCACACAUAUGGAAAAAAUAAAUAGCGAAAUGGCUGAGAGAACGUAAUGAGCAAAAUGCAAGUGCAGUUCGCGUUUUUAUUUCUAAUUAGUAAGUGCAUGUGUACUAUAUAUGUGUAUUUGUGCUGUCCCAUUUCUAAAAGCCGGCUGGCAAAAUUAAAAAAUGCUGCCAUGUGUAAAAUGCUUUUCAUGCCAGUCGCAGGCAGUAAAAAUAGCAAAAAAAAAAGGGAGUAAAAUUUAUGAAAACAUCCGUGCCGGAAAAGGGAGGAAUAACACAAAAACUAAGCGUAGUUCAGUCUGGAAAAUCAACUAGAAAUAUGCGCGCCCUACGAAAAAUUCGAAUCGAAAAUGCUGUCUGACAGACAGCUUGGAAAAUUAAAAAAUUUCAUUCAAAAACUUAAGCUUGUUAGGUCUAAUCUUGUAAAAAAAAAUUAAGAGAAAAUAUAACAAAGGUACUAUGUUGAA